Mesocricetus auratus (golden hamster) is the source of this 3713-nucleotide messenger RNA. It is a transcript of the gene Card6, whose product is annotated as caspase recruitment domain family member 6. Lineage: Eukaryota; Metazoa; Chordata; Mammalia; Rodentia; Cricetidae. The record is from RefSeq and is a predicted model, not a curated record. The transcript has 4 exons. Gene Ontology annotation, biological process: regulation of apoptotic process. The coding region runs from base 112 to 3435 and encodes 1107 amino acids.
AGGCUGGGCCCGCGGCGUGCGUUCCCGGCGUGGGGAUCGAGGAGAGUCGGACAUUCGGCGUGACAACGCCCCUGGCCGUGUGUGCCGUGAGCGGCUGGCACUGGGAUCCCGAUGCGGGAAAGGCCAGCUUCCCAGGAAGCAAUGGCUACCGAGAGUGCUUCCUCAGAAAUCAUAGAAAGACAAAGAACCAAGUUGCUUAAUGUCCUCCAGCAAGACCCCGAUUCGCUCUUGGACACUUUAACCUCUCGGAGCCUGAUUUCUGAGGACGAGUAUGAGAUGCUAGAGGAAAUUACAGAUCCCCUGAGGAAAAGCAGGAAGCUGUUAAUUGUGGUACAGAAGAAGGGAGAGGAGAGCUGCCGUUGCUUCCUGAAGUGUUUGUCUAACGCAUUUCCAGAGGCAGCUGCCACAUUGGGCUUGAAGCACGAAGUCCCACAGCAGGCGACUGAAGCAGCCGGGUUGCUGGGGAUGAGCAGGAAUGCAGCAGAUCCCUUUUCCCUCAGGAGGAACACUCCAGAGAAUGAAGAGAUUGCAGAGCUCUCUGAAGAGAAAGAAUGUGUGGGUUGGGAAUGGGAAGUGCCUGGAAGGAGCGAUGAUAGGGAAACUGCAGGCUCCUCCAGGGAGAGCGAGCAUUCCCUUGGAAGAGUUGAGUCUGAAGUUCCAAUGAGUAUCACAUACUUAAAUGAUGGGCAAAGAUACGAGGAGCUGGACGAUUCUCUGUACUUAGGAGAAGGGGAAUAUCAAGAGUCUGUUGGACACCCUGAAGAUGUUGAAGAUGUGGAGGAAGGGAACUUCAAUGACCUGGAGUGCUUUGUAUAUGACAGUGAAGAGGACCGCGAGUAUGGAGAAGCCAUGGGGCUUUCUAAUGAAGAAAGUAGUUACGAGGGUUCAGAGAGCGGCAUUUCAUUGGAAGAGGAAGAGAAAAGCACUGACGAUAGGAAAAGAGUAUUUCAUCAUAUCCUGUCCUGUUUGAGCAUGGAUAGAAGCAGAAAGCUUCUCCCAGAGUUUGUGAAGCAGUUUUCCAUAGACCGAGGAAGUGAGUGGACACCUUCAACCCCAGGAGACUUAGCCUGGAAUUUCCUGAUGAAAGUUCAGGCACUAGACCUGACAGCCAGAGAUUUUAUCCUUAGGCCCAAGAUGGUGGAUGAGGAGAGCAAAGGAGAAUUGCUGGCUGGUAUAGAGAAUUUAGAAAUUGGAGACAAACAAACCAUCAACCCCCUUGAUGUCCUUUGUGCCUCCAUGCUUUGUUCAGACAGCUCUUUGCAACGUGAAGUCAUGUCAAACAUGUACCAAUGCCAGUUUGCUCUGCCCCUGCUCUUGCCAGAUGCAGAAAACAACAAAAGCAUCUUAAUGCUGGGGGCCAUGAAAGACUUAAAGCUGUACCCAGCGCAGUCCUCAGGAGGGCCCCCCAGAGAAACAGAAACAUUUCUGAUUCCCAUGAAGAUGCCUGUCAUCUCUUUUGUGCGACUAGGACGCUGUAGCUUCUCCAAAUCCAGAAUCCUUAACACAUUGCUCAGCUCCUCCCAACAGAAGCCACACAAAAUCUUUCUCCAUCAGGAUCCCUCUGUUCCUGUGCUUCCUCGGCAAAUUUCUGGUGGCCUGGUGGAGGUAACGUGGUGUUUUCCUGACAACAAGAAGCUAAAGGAAAGUCGUCAUGUUUUCCAAAAGCCUGUUGCUAUGGCCAACCUGCGUGGAGAUCUCGAAAGCUUUUGGACACAAUUUGGUUUUCUGGUAGAAGUUUCCUCAGCCGUGUUUUUUUUCACUGACUGCCUUGGCGAGAAGGAAUGGGACUUGCUGAUGUUUUUAGGAGAAGAUGCUAUUGAAAGGUGCUACUUUGUCCUUGGUUCCUGGGCCAAGGAGCGUGAAGAGACCCAGAUUUUCCAAAGGCUCCUGAGACUCAAGCCAUCACAGCUACUGUUUUGGGAAGUAGAGGAAGCUGGGGAUAGAAGGGAGAAGAUGGAGGCCCUUCAAGCUGCCCUCCAGGAAGUAAUGUCCUCUUCAUUCAGAUGUGUGUCCCUAGAAGAUAUGGCCUCUCUGGCCAGGGAGUUGGGGAUCCAGGUAGACCAAGACUUUGAAAUUACUCAAGAUAUUCAAGAUCCCCCCAGAAUGACUGACGGUGAGAACCAGCAAACACAUAGUCAGACAAAAAUCCCAUCUGAAAGCCGAGCUCAGGUGCCAGUCACAGAGCCUGGGGCCCAACAUGAGGACAGCCAGAGUGCUCAGAACCCGCACCAGACUCCAGUAUUUGUGCCACAUCCGGUCCACCCAUGGCCCCUGCCUACCACACUUGGAAGUAACUUUUACCAUGUUUCCUUGAAAGCCCCCUGGGUUCUGAACUCCCACUUUGGGUCACAGCAGAGAGCUAAGUGGUUCUAUCUUUUUCCUCAUCAGAAUGCAAGGGUUCACAGAGGAGGAAAAAACUUUGGUAAUCAGCAUUUCCAACCCUGGAGAUUUUAUUCAGGGCAAAGAUCCAUGAAAUUUUCAGGACCUUAUCGGGGGUAUCAUUCGAGUGGAACAUUUGGGAGAUCACAAAGACAGACUUCUCUUGUACAGACCCGUCCUGAGAGCCUACAGGCAGAGAGAACCAUUCAAAGGCCUGGAACAGUGGUCUCUCCUGUAGGUCACUCACAUUCUCUCGGCUCAAAAGCAACAAAAGCAGCAGGAAACCCACAGCCUGUGAAAGCCUGUGCCCAGGGGAUGCACCUGAGUGACGGAACUAUAAAACCUACGAGGACAGCAUCUCAUACUAAGUACCCUCAUUCUCCGUCCUGCCAGGCAGCAGGGGCCAUUCAAGAAGGAAAAAUACCCGUUCCUCAUCAAGGAUCUCAGCGGAUGAUAAAGGGAAGGCCUUCAGAUCCAGCUUUCCAAGCAGGGUCUCAAUCCAUGUCUGGGAGUAAGCUUUCAUCUGCCUCCCAGUUCUGCUCCCUUCAACCCAAGUUCCAGGUCAAACAUGUCAAGCCUGAGCCCAUUCAACCUUCUCAGAAAAAAAACCCUCAUCCCCAGCCCUCCCAAGCUAAAGCCCCUCAUCCCCAGCCCUCCCAAGCUAAAGCCCCUCAUCCCCAGCCCUCCCAAGCUAAAGCCCCUCAUCCCCAGCCCUCCCAAGCUAAACCCCCUCAUCCCCAGCCCUCCCAAGCUAAACCCCCUCAUCCCCAGCCCUCCCAAGCUAAAGCCCCUCAUCCCCAGCCCUCCCAAGCUAAAGCCCCUCAUCCCCAGCCCUCCCAAGCUAAAGCCCCUCAUCCCCAGCCCUCCCAAGCUAAAGCCCCUCAUCCCCAGCCCUCCCAAGCUAAAGCCUCCCCAUCCAGAUCUACUCAGUCCAAGCCUCAUAGACCCCAUCAGUCCCAAUCUAAGCCUUUCCAACCUAGAUCUACCCAACAUACAUCAUCACAGACCAAGUCUUCGCAGGCCAAGACCUGCUACCCAAGAGCAGGGAGACGUUAACAAGCAUACCCCAGAGAGCCAGGAAGUAUGUCUUUUUUUCCGUCCUAUUUUUUUAUUUAAAUUAGAAACAAGCUUGUUUUAUAUGUCAAUCCCAGUUUCCUCUCCCUCCCCUCCUCCCUGGCUCCCCACCACCCCUAUCCCAUCCUUUUUCUGAUGACCAGGGAGGGUGAGGCCUUCUAUGGGGGAUCUUCAAAGUCUGUCAUAUCAUUUGGAGCAGGGCCUAGGCCCUCCUCCAUAUGUCUAGGCUGAGAGAGUAUCUCUCUAUGUGGAAUGGGAUC